This is a messenger RNA of Trifolium pratense (red clover), 640 nucleotides long. RefSeq lists its product as uncharacterized. Lineage: Eukaryota; Viridiplantae; Streptophyta; Magnoliopsida; Fabales; Fabaceae. Gene Ontology annotation, cellular component: TIM23 mitochondrial import inner membrane translocase complex. Bases 171 to 386 code for a protein of 71 amino acids. Gene Ontology annotation, biological process: protein import into mitochondrial matrix; protein insertion into mitochondrial inner membrane. The record is from RefSeq and is a predicted model, not a curated record. The transcript has 3 exons.
AAAUUAAAUAUUUUGGAAUAAAAAAAUGAAAAAUCUUUCUUUUGUUUUCGUGCCCAACACUUUUAUUAAUUCAUAAAAAACUUCAAAAUCAUUUUAUUAUUUAACAAAAACCUUUAAAUUAAUCCUUGUUAUAAGCACAAAUCGGCAGCGUAUAGAGAAGAAAUAAGAAAAUGAACAGAGACAGUCUACUCGCUCGUGUGGGAACCGGAGCCGCUGUUGGCGGUGCUAUCGGCGGAGCCGUCGGUGCUGUAUAUGGAACUUAUGAUGCAAUUAGGUAUAAGGUCCCCGGAGUCCUCAAGAUUAGGCAUAUUGGGCAGACAACUAUAGGAAGUGCAGCUGUAUUUAGCCUGUUUCUUGCAGCAGGAACCUUGAUACGUUCUCACUAGUUUGUCUAUUGUUAGAUUGUGCAGUCAUCGUGAUGAGUUUUCUUCAAGUGCCGUGUUGUUAACCUUACAGAAUGUAGUAUUUUCGGUGUCCUAACUAAACUAUUAUGCUGCUGCAAUAAAUGUUACUUUUAUUUGCUGGGUCAUCGAGGUUCCCCUACAGAUUCUGCACUUUUCGACCUUUUUCAUGAAACUAAUGUAAUGUUUGGUUCCACAUCCAAUCUAAAAUUAUUACAUUCCAAUACUCUUUUUACCGC